AUGGCUUCUCAACGGGUCCUACAGUAUGUUGCUGGAGCAAAGAAAAAGCCCCCGACGGUGUACCUGCGGUGUCACGUCAAGCCAGGCGCAAGCAAAGUACGGGAGGGCAUCACCGCGUUAACUGACAGCACCAUCGAGCUCUGCGUAUCUGCCGUACCCAGGGGUGGCGAGUCAAACAGGGCUGUACUGGCCGUCCUGAGCGAGGCACUCGGCGUCCCAAAGUCAGAUCUGCAAAUCACCCGAGGUGCCAAGUCCAGAGACAAAGUCGUCGCUCUCGCUGGCAAGGCCGUCCAGGACAGCGAGACGGAGUGCGUCGAUCGGCUUUUGAAACGACUUGACGACGCCAUUGAGUCGGAUGGCCCUUGA
Diaporthe citri is the source of this 366-nucleotide messenger RNA. RefSeq lists its product as uncharacterized. NCBI's taxonomy places the organism in Eukaryota, Fungi, Ascomycota, Sordariomycetes, Diaporthales, Diaporthaceae. The coding region runs from base 1 to 366 and encodes 121 amino acids. Gene Ontology annotation, cellular component: cytoplasm. The transcript has 2 exons. The record is from RefSeq and is a predicted model, not a curated record.